Molecule: messenger RNA, 1475 nt
Organism: Eupeodes corollae
Lineage: Eukaryota; Metazoa; Arthropoda; Insecta; Diptera; Syrphidae
Product: sodium/hydrogen exchanger 9B2-like
Exons: 6
Coding region: 39-1034 (331 amino acids)
Biological process (GO): proton transmembrane transport
Cellular component (GO): membrane
Molecular function (GO): antiporter activity
Source: RefSeq, a predicted model, not a curated record
UUAUCACAGCUGUCUCCCCCAAUGUGGUUGUCACCGUUAUGCUGAAACUUAAGGAACAAAAACUUGGCCUCAACAAUGGCAUCCACACAUUAAUCUAUGCGAUGACAACUUGCAACGAUGUUGUGGCGAUAUUUACUUUUGGGGUAAUUCUGGGUGUCAUCUUUAAUCCGGGGAAAUUGUCGGAUCAGAUAUUGCAAGGACCUGUUGGUAUUAUUGUUGGUGUGGUUUAUGGUUACGUUUUUGGAUUGAUUUUAGUCUACUUUCCAUCUAAGGAUUCGAAAUAUGUAAAUGGCCUGAGAUUCACAAUGACAGUGCUGGGAGGUUGUGUGUCUGUAAUGGGCAGCCGAGCAAUGGGAUAUCCUUCGGCUGGUGCCUUGGGUUGUGUUACAGUAACGUUUGUUGCUGGAACUCUUUGGAGGAAACAACAGAAAGGAAAUGAAAAUCCAAGUGUUACAAAUCGCUUGGAUUUGUUAUGGAAGUUCCUAAAACCAGUGUCAUUCUCACUUAUUGGCAAGGAAAUAAAUUUCUCUGUUUUGGAUGGAAGGACGGUUUUGUAUGGACUUAUAGUUAUUGCUGUCGGAUGUAUGUUCCGUUUAGGGGCAUCAUACUAUUCAACUAAUGGAGCUAAUUUGACAACAAAAGAACGAUGCUACAUUACAAUUUGUGGCUUUCCGAAAGCAACAGUACAAGCAGCCCUUGGUCCCAUCGCUCUAGAUAUGGCCAGACAAUUAAAUGCGGGACCAGAUAUCCUUUCGUUAGCUAGCAAUAUCCUUGUGAUUUCUGUAAUCGCAAUUAUAUUCACAGCACCACUAGGCGCUAUCUUAAUGAUACAAUUAGCCCCGCGCUGGCUUAAGCACGAGGGUGAUGGAGGCACUGAUGCUCGUCAUCGUGAUGCCGAAGGAGCAUCUGAAUUGGACAGAAUACCCGCGCAAUCACCAGAUAACAUCGCCAUAAUCACAGUUGGAGAUAAUAGAAUACUGACGGAUUCUGCCCAUUCCAACAAUGGUUUCGACCAUGGCAACAGUGGCAGAUAAUGUCUUGUUCUAUGUAAUAUUGGAAAGGGAAUGGUAGUUGGGGUUGCAUGACUGCUUGCUAUGAAGCCUAAUUAAGUACUUAGAAUGACAAAACGGAGCUAAGGACGAUUAUGAUGAAGAAGGAGGAGAAAGUUGAGAAGAAGCUGGAAGAGAUGUCAUAUUUUUUGUGUGGAAGUGAAAAAACAACAAUAUUUUGUUUUUGUUCUUUAAAGAAAUAUGUACUUAAUACUUAAAGAAAGCUUCAACUUAGAACUUUCUUUUUAUAUUUACCAACCUAAGUUAAGUUGAGUUGUUUUGAAAUGUUUUCAUACUUUUUGUACGAGUACUUAAGCAUGUUUCGUCCUUGGUCUUCGUUUCGUCCAAAAUGUUGUUAUGAAAUAUACUUAAUUUAUGUAGAAAAAACUUUUGAUAACAAUCUGUCUUUUUUUCUGUGUGUGUGGU